Molecule: messenger RNA, 1816 nt
Organism: Aspergillus pseudotamarii
Lineage: Eukaryota; Fungi; Ascomycota; Eurotiomycetes; Eurotiales; Aspergillaceae
Product: acyl-CoA dehydrogenase family protein
Exons: 4
Coding region: 307-1647 (446 amino acids)
Molecular function (GO): flavin adenine dinucleotide binding; oxidoreductase activity, acting on the CH-CH group of donors
Source: RefSeq, a predicted model, not a curated record
UGAUUGAUGUGUAGACAUCCUUCCAUUGUAAUAUCAUCGAGUAUUUUCUGUGGUGCCAAGGUCCAAAGGGUACGUGAGCAGCAGCCAAGGUGAUUGAUUAGAUAUUCGGUUCUGAGCCGAGGUCCAACCGCCAAAGUUCGGCAUCUUCUCCGCUCCACAGCUUCUCCGCAGUUUCACCAACUGCUCGUAUGAUUGAUGCUUCUCAUGUCUUUAUAAUCUCUCCCUCCACUGGCUUCUUUGCUCUGCAUAAUCCUAAUUCCCUUUAAUCCUCUGAAACUUGAUUUACUAGUAAAAUAACACAGCAUCAUGUCUGCCUCCACACGGAUUCCCACAAUUGCCCUACCGUUCGUCAGCGACCGGGCCAAGAAGACCCUGGACCAGGUCGAACAAUUUGUCGAAAAAGAAUGUAUUCCCGCCGAAAAGCUCUUCCAAGCCCAGCUGGGCGAAGGCGAUCAGCGAUGGGCCACCUACCCAGCCGUCAUGGAAACCCUCAAGACUAAGGCCCGCCAGCAAGGCCUGUGGAACAUGUUCCUGCCCAAGAACCACUACACUCAGGGUGCGGGAUUCACCAAUCUCGAAUACGGUCUGAUGGCCGAGUAUCUGGGAAAGAGCAAGUUGGCUUCGGAGGCCACGAAUAACGCCGCGCCAGACACUGGAAACAUGGAAGUCAUCGCCAAAUACGGCAGCGAAGCACAGAAGCAGCAGUGGCUGGCGCCCUUGCUGGACGGCAAGAUCCGCUCGGCCUUCCUCAUGACAGAGCCCGAGGUAGCCUCCAGCGAUGCGACGAACAUCCAGUUGAACAUCCGCCGUGAAGGCAACCAAUCCGUCCUCAAUGGAUCGAAAUGGUGGUCCUCCGGCGCAGGCGACCCCCGCUGCAGUGUCUAUCUGGUAAUGGGCAAAUCCGACCCAACCAACAAGGACCCCUACCGCCAACAAUCCGUCAUCCUCGUGCCCGCCGACACCCCCGGAAUCACCGUGCACCGCAUGCUUUCCGUGUAUGGGUACGACGACGCCCCCCAUGGCCACGGCCACAUUAGCUUCAAGGACGUGCGCGUCCCCGUCUCCAACAUCGUCCUCGGCGAAGGCCGCGGCUUCGAAAUCAUCCAGGGCCGUCUGGGUCCCGGCCGGAUCCACCACGCGAUGCGCACGAUCGGCGCCGCCGAGAAGGCGAUCGAGUGGCUCAUCGCGCGGAUCAACGAUGAGCGUAAGCAGACCUUCGGCAAGAGCCUGUCCUCACAUGGUGUCAUCCUUGAGUGGCUGGCGAAGUCCCGGAUUGAGGUCGACGCCGCUAGACUGAUUGUCCUCAAUGCUGCGAUCAAGAUCGAUCAGGGUGAUGCCAAGUCUGCCCUGAAGGAGAUUGCUCAGGCCAAGGUUCUGGUGCCGCAGACCGCAUUGACGGUCAUUGACCGUGCCGUGCAGGCGUAUGGUGCCGCUGGUGUGUGCCAGGACACCCCGUUGGCCAAUCUGUGGGCCAUGAUUCGGACGUUGCGGAUUGCGGACGGUCCGGAUGAGGUGCACUUGCAGCAGCUCGGCAAGAGGGAGAACCGGGCUCGCAAGGAUGCGGUGAUUGAGAAGUUGGAUUGGCAGCGGGCCGAGGCGGAGCGCUUGUUGGCUGCUAGUGGGCUUAAACUGAAGAGUCAUUUGUAAAUGAGAUGAUUGAAAUACGGUAGUGUCAGGGUAACAAUCUGUCUGUCUACAGCGAAAUCUUUGGAGAGGGAGGACAACAUCACUCCUCUCCGUACGGAAUGAAUAAAUUAUAUAUCUGGAAGAUUAUCACGGUGAAAUUGAUUUCAUUCAAUAUGAACUGUCAUGAUUC